CGUGAAUUGACUUUGGGAAGAACAUAAACAUCAAACUUUACAGCCUUAGAAGCUAUUCCUUCCUAGUUUGAAGGAUCUCCUUUGAAACUAAAUUUGAUCUUUUUAAAUAUGAUUUCCACUUGAUUACCACUAAUGUGUGGCCACUUCUUACUAUUAUCUAGAUCCCCUCUAUUUAUUAUUGUCAUACUUAAAUCACCUUAGGUACAUCUGUGUAUGACCUCAACAAUUCCCCGAGUAUUUCCUACCACAACGAACAACAACAUUAGCUACGAUGUCUAAUUUCAAACGAGCGCCACAAAAUGGCGCGGCGCCAAAGCCGAGUAUUCUUAGCACAUUAAGAGCAACGUCAAUGAUAGAGUCGAAAACCGCAUUGCCAGCGGAAAUUCUAGAAUCCAUCCUCAGCUAUUUACCAGUACCAGAUCUUCUUCGGUUUGCCAGGACGUCGAAACGAAUGUGUGAAAUGGUUUAUGAUGAUACGAGAUGGGUCGCAAGGUUAAAGAGCAUGGGAUGUUGGAAUGAGUUAGAAGCUAGGAGGAGGUUCGAAGAGGCUAUGAAAAGAAAACGGGAUGCUGCAGCACGACCGAAUGCUAAUGGCGGACCAACCCCGAACGCUGCGAGACAAUCUACUUUGACGAUAUUUGAUGCUGCACUUGAAGAAGAACGUCGAAAAGCCCAAGAAGAAAAGGCUUCUCAACCCCAGGCCCAGGAAUCAAGACUCGACGGAUUUGAAACAUUAACCCUGAACUCAUCGCAGCCCAAAUCACCGUACGAAGAUCCAGCUGCACUACUUGACGUCCUCAAGAAUGUUAGAAGUAUACGGGGUCACGCGAGACAAGAGUUCGGAAAAGUUUACGGCGCUCUGGCGCCAUUUUAUUUCGACCUGGCUCGAGCGAAAACUCAUACCGAACCGAUUGUCUUUAAAGUAUUCCGGGACCCCGAGAGACAAGCACAAAUGCUGGCCAAUUUGCAGAUCUUCGGGAAAAGCGAUUGGACUCAGGGAUUUCUACAACGGGAAUCUAAGCUCAUAAACAUGAUGACCAUCUUUGAAAGCGCAGUCCUAAGAGAGUUCGAGCAGGGUUACGAAUUUUGGGACGUGGAUGGUAGAAUGCGGAGGUACGCACAUAUCAUGCAUACCUUGAACGGUGGCAACGCAGCUGUGGACCUCUUCAUCCACAAGCAUCCCAUCCUUAAUGAUCGUGGAAUCCUAGGUAAUCCGAUGGAGUGUGUUAACACAGUUGCCCACGACGACCUCACACUUGAUCCUUCUCGAGUGUUCUUCGACUCGCUUGCAAGAAAGCUAAUCGAGCAGAGUGAAGUGAUCGGUCGUAUCUUCCCACAACCGGCCAAUGUCUUCUGGGCCUUUGUGGACAAAAUUCGGGAAGAAAUUAUCAUGGAAUACGUCACUCCUCUAUUGGACGAAUGCCAUGACCGAUACAUGCCUUCCUAUCUACGAGCAGUAUCUGGCCUAUUCGAACAGUGUAUGCAUUUUGUUAAGUCGUUGGUUCCACCAAAGGGUUCAGGAGAGAGCCUAGACGAUCACGCAAAGUACAUAGCAUUGAGGGUAUUCGAGCCCCACCUAGACCUAUACCUUCAAGAGGAGCUGGAUAGCCUUACGAAGUAUGCUGAACGCGAAGUUGAUAGUUGGGAACAGAAGCUUUCAGAGCAGGAUGCAUCAGUCGAGUCCUUUUACAUGGGCAAUUUCAACAGACAGGCUGACAAGAAUGAUUUCUUAAGUUCCUUUAAGAAGGUCGUCAUGAUGCCAGUCACCGUCUUGCCUAGUGCCAUUUCACCUUUUGGGAUUAGUAAACCGGCAUCAACAUCGACUAGUAAUAGGGAUUCCGCAUUUCGGCCAUCGAUAAACGGUACGCCUACAUCGUCCCGGCCUCAAACACCGGGACUUGGUGGGGCCUCGGAACGGAACGGCAGUGGGAACGGGAACGGGACUCCUUUACCCUCUGAAGCACCUAACGAUGAACUUAAAGCGAAAGCUGCGCUAAUGGCGAACCGGCUCGAAGGGAUUAGGAGUCUUUUCAGCAUCGAAGUCGCUCUCAGCCUAGUGCGUGCUGCGAAGGAGAGCCUCGGUAGGGCUUCCAAAUUUGUCACGCUCGGCGGCCAGGCCGGCGAAGAAGCUCGAGAGCAAUGCGAAGCCAUGUUCGUGGUUCUAGUCAAAAUACUCGGCCAAACACACGUUAAGAACGGGUUUUCAAAAGCAGUGGAGCAUCUCGGCCGCUACAAUCCCCGCGAGAUAAGUGAUCAUAGCCAGACCGGAGUAGCACCACUUGUCAUGUUCAUUGAGUUGGUCAAUGUAGGCGAUAUCAUCUCACAGAUGAUAGACGUGUUCUACGAACAGCAGCUUGCGGCACCGAAAAUCGCAGAUCGUAACGAUUUUCUCGACCCCGCAGGCCUAGCAAAAAAGAAAUUCGAACAGAUGUUGGACGAAAAUGUUGCGGCAGGUCUGAACAAAGGCAUAGACGUUUUGAUGGAUGAAGUCGAAUAUCUAUGCGGUACAACACAGCUUCCUACUGACUUUAAUCCACUGCCACCUUCGCUAGAAGCCGGAGUACCACCUACCGAUCCAGAUAUUGGCCCAACUGUAACAGCUAAACGCGUUACCGAUCUUGUAGCUUCUCAUACAAAGAUGCUUGUUGGGAGUACGGAGAAGACCAUGCUCGAUGUGUUCAACAGCGAAGUUGGGCUUCGUUUGUUCACUGCCGUUUGCAAGCACAUUAAACGUCAGCGUAUAAGCACCGACGGCGCAAUCAAACUCAUUGCGGAUAUGACCAUGUAUUUCGAAUAUAUCCGGACGCUUAAGAACCCAGAUCUACUGGCAUAUUUCAAAGCGCUGCGAGAGUUAAGUCAGAUCUACCUCAUCGAUGCACGACAUGCCAAAGAAAUGGCAACCAUCAUUGCUGACGGCGACCGAUUUGGCGGCAUAUUCCGUGCCGAGGAAGUGUACGAAUUUGCUGAAAGAAGGGCCGACUGGUAUCAGGUUAAAAGGGAUGUAGAGAGGGCGAUGUACGGGCUUGAGUGCCAAGUUAUGUAAAGGUAUACUUCGAAAAGCAGAAUCCAUCGCCUUACGCAUAUCGAAUCGAUUCAAGCUAGUAACGCCAGCUACAAAAACGAGCGAUUCAGAUCCGAAAAAUAAAAAGUUUAACAAUCAUCAUGAAGUCUUUGAGAGGCGACACAUAAAUGAGAUUGGGGCUCGUGGAAUGAGAUGUGUCAGCGGCGUAGUUCGGU
Messenger RNA from Annulohypoxylon maeteangense, 3237 nucleotides. RefSeq names its product exocyst complex component Sec10-like protein. Gene Ontology annotation, cellular component: cytoplasm; exocyst. The coding region runs from base 272 to 3043 and encodes 923 amino acids. Gene Ontology annotation, biological process: Golgi to plasma membrane transport; exocytosis. Gene Ontology annotation, molecular function: protein binding. NCBI's taxonomy places the organism in Eukaryota, Fungi, Ascomycota, Sordariomycetes, Xylariales, Hypoxylaceae. The transcript is spliced from 2 exons. The record is from RefSeq and is a predicted model, not a curated record.